Molecule: messenger RNA, 2798 nt
Organism: Colossoma macropomum (tambaqui)
Lineage: Eukaryota; Metazoa; Chordata; Actinopteri; Characiformes; Serrasalmidae
Product: calcium-activated chloride channel regulator 4A-like
Exons: 15
Coding region: 69-2798 (909 amino acids)
Biological process (GO): chloride transport
Molecular function (GO): intracellularly calcium-gated chloride channel activity
Source: RefSeq, a predicted model, not a curated record
UCACAUGUGGUUGAGUUUGCAGGGACUCUAAGGGUGGAACCCAGAUAUGACCAGAAAGUGUUGCAGUCAUGGCCAAAUUGUUUGCUGUGGUGCUGCUGGUCCUCAAUGCUCUGGGACCAAAUACAGGAAUCAAACUGGAUGGAAAUGUAUACACUGACAUUCUCAUAGCCAUCAACCCAGCUGUGCCUCAAAAUGAUGAGAUCAUAACUCAAAUAGAGGGAAUGAUUAUUAAUGGGUCAGCCUAUCUGUUUCAAGCUUUAGACAACAAGGUGUUCAUCAAGGAGGUGAAAAUACUCGUACCACCCAACUGGAAUGGAUCAUACCAUAAAGCAAGAAGAGAAACCUAUAAGAAGGCCAAAAUAAUCAGUGAGCCCUCACACCCUUCAUUUGGUGAUGACCCAUACACUAAGCAGAUAAAAGGUUGUGGAGAAGAGAGCGAGUACACUCACUUCACGCCAAACUUCCUCUUAAACGACAAUCUUCUUGAUGCAUAUGGGCCCAGAGGCAGGGUUUUUGUGCAUGAAUGGGCUCACCUCAGAUGGGGGGUGUAUGAUGAAUAUAAUGAGAAAGAGCCAUUCUACUUUUCUGUUACCCAGGAGGUUCAACCAACAAGAUGUACCAGGGAGAUAUCUGGACAGUUGUAUGAACUGAUCAAUGGAAAUACUCUGCCUUGCCGCAAUAAUGUGCUAACUGGGUUACCUACUAAGGAAUGCCAGUUCUAUCCAGACAGAGAGCAAAAAACAAAUGCUUCGAUAAUGUACAUGCAAAGCAUAAACUCUGUGACAGCAUUUUGUCAUGAAGGGGAACACAACACUGAAGCCCAAAACAUGCAGAACCAGAAAUGUAACAACAAAGCUACACGUACAGUGAUUUUUCAAGACUCUGUAGACAAAGACGCCCUUCAGACUUUAAAACCUCUACAAUCCCCACCAUCAGCUCCAACAUUCAGUGUGAUCCAGAGGCGGCAUCGUGUCAUCUGCCUCAUCCUUGAUGUCUCUGGAAGUAUGCAGGGCGAGAGGAUACUUCGACAACGGCAAGCUGCUACAUUGUUCCUGAGCGAGAUUGUGGAGGAGGGGGCACAUGUGGGCAUUGUGAAGUUUAGCACUGGUGCAGACAUUGUAAACCCAUUGAUCGAAAUAGAUGGCAAAGCCUCAAGAGACAGUUUAAUUAAAAAGCUGCCAACAAUUGCAGCUGGGUCAACAAACAUGUGUACAGGACUUGCAAAAGGCUUUGAGGUACUUAAGGAAGACGAUCAAAAUACAAUAGGAGAUGAUGUCAUUUUUCUGACUGAUGGUGAAGCAACAGAUAAUAUUGCAGGUUAUUUAGACUCAGCAGUGGCCACUGGUGCAAUCAUCAACACUUUAGCACUUGGUCCGGAUGCCUCUAACGUUCUGUUAACCAUGGCAACUCUAACAGAUGGAUCAUUUGUGAAAGCCAAUGACUCUUUGCUUUCCAACCAACUUGUUGAAGCAUUUUCUUCAUUUACAAUGUCAGAUGGAGAUCCCAUCAAACAGACAAUUCAGCUUGUGAGUACUGGAAAGGUCCCUCAUGAUUGGUUCAAUGGAACAGUGCCCUUUGACCACACUGUGGGAAACAGCACCACCUUUACAAUUAUCUAUGAAAGAAGUGCACCCAUUGUGUACAUAGAGACGCCAAGUGGUUCAGUGUAUGAUCAGACUCAUAUCACUGAUAUUGCAGAUACAAAGACAAUCACUUUAAAUAUUCCUGGAACUGCAGAGACUGGAGACUGGAAAUACAGCUUCCUCAACAAAGAAUCAACUGCUCAGACUAUGACUUUAACAGUAACAAGUCGGGCAGCCCGUAAUGAUGUUCCUCCAGUCACAGUUCAGGCCCAAAUGAACCAGCAAACCAGUGAUGGCAGUAAACCCAUGGUAGUGUUUGCUGAGGUCAGUCAGAAUCGCAUUCCUGUGCUGGGAGCUAAAGUCAUAGCCACUCUGCAGUCAGAUACUGGACAUUCAGAAAACUUAUACCUCCUGGAUAACGGAGCAGGAGCUGAUAAUUUCAAGGAUGAUGGCAUCUAUUCUAGAUAUUUUACAAAAUUAAGGACUGGAAGGUACAGUCUGAAAGUGGAGGUAACAGACCAUAAAGAAGACACAAAGAAGAAAGUUUUACCCAGCAGAUACAGUGGUGCUCUGUACAUUCCUGGAUAUAUUGUGGAUGGUAAGCUACAGCUAAACCCCCAGAAGCCCCCAGUGAGUGUGCAGUCAGCAGAUGUAGGCAGCUUCACCAGAACAGCCACUGGAGAGAGCUUUGUGGUGAGUGUGCCCUCAGGUGUAACCCCGCCAAACUUCCCUCCCAACAAGAUCACAGAUCUGAGUGCUGAAAUCCAGGAGGACACUGUGCUUCUCAACUGGACGGCUCCUGGGGAGGACUUUGAUCAAGGAACAGCUGAAUCCUAUGAAAUAAGAUGGAGCAAACAUUUGGAGAUGCUUCUGAACAACUUCAGCAAUGCAAGUCUAGUAAACACAUCAGCACUCCAACCACAAGAGGCAGGUUCAGAUGAACAGUUUUCUUUCCUGUCUGGUAUCACAAUCCAAAAUGGAACCACACUGUUCUUUGCUGUUCGGUCAGAGGACAAGGAGGCAAUGAAGUCUGAGGUAUCUAAUGUUGCUCGAGCAACAAAGUUUGUACCAACACCCAGACCACCAGCAAUUUCAAAUCCAGGCCUGAACCUGACUGCUAUAGUGGUCUCAUUCUGUGCGGUAACCAUAGUGGCAUGUGUCAUAGCUGCUGUAACCACAUGCGCAAUGAAACGAAAGAAGAUUAUUACAGUUUGA